AUGGAUAAACACUGCUUGCUAUUCGUUUUCGUCGCUCAAUUGUUCGCCGCGCACACCUACAGAAUACUCGGCGUGUUCCCGUCCCUCGACAGGAACAACCAUCUCACUUAUAAAGGACUGUUUCGUGAAUUGGCUAGCCGUAACCACGAGGUGACGCUUAUAAGCCACUAUCAAACGCCCGACGCGCCAGAUAACUACAAAGAGAUUCCGUUAAGCAAAAACCAAAACGUGAUAAAAGGUUUAUCUUUCGAGUCGGUCAUAGUGAAUGAUGUAUCGCGAGUGCCGUUCGAAGUGUUGGUGUCUACUAAAGCGGGGAACGACGACUGCAAAACUCUAAUGAAUAACAGUGAGGUGUAUCAAAUGAUAAGGGGUCAGCCUCGAUUCGAUGUUAUUGUCGUGGAGUCUUAUAACAGUGACUGUGGUAUCGCUUUAGCGGCAAAUUUGAGUGCACCCUACAUCGCCUUCAAUCCACAACCGCUACAUCCCUGGCAUUUCAAUAGAGUGGGGAUCAAUUUCGAUUCGGGGCAUGUACAGCAGUCGCUGUUGCAAUACGGGAGGCGACCUUGGUUUUUCGAACGCGUGAAGAGUUAUAUUUUGUACCAUAUAACUCAAUGGGUGUAUUAUAUUGGCUCUCAAGUGACGGAUCACGUUUAUUUAUACAAAUUUUUGGGUGAUGACUUACCUACUUUGGAGAGUAUCGCUUCGAACGCGAGCCUGGUGUUUGUAAACACACACCAAUCUGUAUUCGGUGGGGUCGCUAGGUCUGAUAACGUAAUUGAUAUCGGUGGUAUUCAUAUCAGGCCGCCUAAGAUUAUUCCCACGGAGCUGGAACGAUUCCUAACUGAAGCCGAACACGGCGUCAUUUACGUGAACCUAGGUUCCACUGUAAAGGACUCGACACUACCGAGCGAUAAAUUAAAUGAACUGCUAUCAACAUUCGAGAAAUUGCCUCUUAGAGUGUUGUGGAAAUGGGACGGAGGCGUCGUCGGGAAUCUGCCAAGAAACGUUAUGACCAUGAGAUGGCUGCCUCAAUACGAUAUCUUAAAACAUUAUAACGUCAAAGCCUUUAUAUCACACGCCGGUAUUCUCAGCACCAUAGAAGCGGUGGAUGCGGGCGUUCCGGUUAUAGCAGUGCCUCUCUUUGGAGACCAAUAUGGAAAUGCUGCAGCUCUGGUAGAUGCUGGCGUAGCUACAAUAGUGCCUUACCAAGACUUGAAGAAGGAAUAUCUUUUAGAUGCUAUAAAUGAUGUACUAGAUGAGAAGUGUCAAAGACAGGCAAAGAUCCUCUCUAAAAUGUGGCACGACCGACCUAUGUUACCACUAGACACCGCCAUCUAUUGGAUAGAAUAUGUAGCUAGAUACCAAGACGUGUCAAGUUUAAAAGCGACAUCUGCUAGCCUACCAUGGUACCAACAAAUGCAGCUGGAUGUUCUUGCAUUCGUUGGAACCAUCUUAUACAUAUUGCUGCUAGUAAUUCGCAAAUUAUUCGAUGUAAUUUGCUGCUGUUUUUGUCAAAAUGCAGAGAAACAAAAUGAAAGAGUCAAAGUAGAUUAA
Messenger RNA from Leptosia nina, 1554 nucleotides. The record is from the annotation of a GenBank genome assembly. Lineage: Eukaryota; Metazoa; Arthropoda; Insecta; Lepidoptera; Pieridae.